AGGUCGGCAUCUUUCUUCCCCGCCCGGCCAUUGUUCGUGCCGCGCUUCUAGCAACGCCGGGCUAGUAAUCCCCUCUCCCUCCUUGCGCGUUCCGGGUCUCGCGCCUCCAGGGUUUGUCUUGAAGCAUAGCUCCAGCUGGAGGGUACCUUUUAAGCUGUUCAAGGUCAAGAUGAAUACAAACUCAAAGGAGGUUUUAUCCCUGGGUGUUCAAGUUCCCGAGGCAUGGGAAGAACUUCUGACAAUGAAAGUGGAAGCAAAAAGUCACCUUCAAAGGCAGGAAUCUAGACUGAAACGCAAUAAUCCACUGGCGAGGGAAAUCUUCCGAAGGCACUUUCGACAGCUGUGCUACCAAGAGACCCCUGGACCAAGGGAGGCUCUUACCCGACUCCAGGAACUUUGCUACCAGUGGUUGAGGCCGCAUGUGAGCACAAAGGAGCAGAUUUUGGAUCUGCUGGUGCUGGAGCAGUUUCUAUCCAUUCUGCCCAAGGAGCUCCAGGGCUGGGUGAGGGAACACUGUCCGGAGAGUGGAGAAGAGGCUGUGAUUUUGCUGGAGGAUCUGGAGAGAGAGCUCGAUGAACCACAACGUGAGAUGGUGGCCCACAGACACAGACAAGAAAUCCUCUGUAAAGAGAUGGUGCCUCUAGCAGAGCAGACACCACUGAGCCUUCAGUCCCAGCCUAAGGAGCCACAGUUCACAUGUGACUCUGCUCAGAAGUGCCAUUCUAUUGAAGAGACAGACUUCUCCCUGAGUACCAUCCUGGAAGCUCUCUGGACUUCUGAUGCAUGGUACAUGAGGAAGGCUUUCAGGGAUCACUGUGGAGCACAGCUUCAGAGAAUGGACUUCAAGCUAAAAGGAGGAGGAGAAACACGGCCUAACAACAGAGGAGUCCUAAGAGAUGAACUAACCAAGACUGAGGACAGAGAGUUGGUGCUAAGGAAAGACUGUCCUAAGAUAGUGGAACCACAUGGGAAAAUGUUUAAUGAGCAGACCUGGGAGGUAUCACAGCAGGAUCCCCCACAUGGAGAAGUUGGUGAACAUAAGGAUAGGAUAGAGAGGCAGUGGGGAAACCUCUUAGGAGAGGGGCAACACAAAUGUGAUGAAUGUGGGAAGAGCUUUACUCAGAGCUCAGGUCUCAUUCGACAUCAAAGAAUUCAUACUGGAGAAAGACCUUAUGAAUGUAAUGAAUGUGGGAAAGCCUUCAGUCGAAGUUCUGGUCUUUUUAAUCACCGAGGAAUCCACAAUAUACAGAAACGGUACCACUGUAAGGAGUGUGGGAAGGCCUUCAGUCAGAGUGCGGGUCUUAUCCAGCAUCAGAGAAUCCACAAAGGAGAAAAGCCGUAUCAGUGCAGCCAGUGCAGUAAGAGCUACAGUCGGCGUUCAUUUCUCAUUGAACAUCAGAGAAGCCACACAGGGGAGCGACCUCACCAGUGCAUUGAAUGUGGGAAAAGCUUUAAUCGACACUGCAACCUCAUUCGCCAUCAGAAGAUCCACACAGUGGCUGAGCUGGUCUAGGGCUUGCUAUGAACAAGUUUUCCAGAUCACUAGCCAAGUCGUGUGGGGUAGGUUGAGACUAGAAAAUGCCUGUCUCUUCAUUUCUCCAUGAAGUGUGUUUGAAACAAAUACUGACUUAUGGCCCAGGGACUUCCUUAAAGGAAAGUUGGGUGUUUGAAGCUACUGUUUUCUCUUUUGUUUGUUUUACCUCUUUCUUAUUCUUACUAGCUGUGUCCCUCUUAUUUAUUAUUUAUUUAUUUUUUUGAGAUGGCUGCUAAACCCUUCUAAUAAUAUAAUAAAUGACACUGCCACAGCCAA
This is a messenger RNA of Symphalangus syndactylus (siamang), 1810 nucleotides long. It is a transcript of the gene ZSCAN9, whose product is annotated as zinc finger and SCAN domain containing 9. The record is from RefSeq and is a predicted model, not a curated record. Lineage: Eukaryota; Metazoa; Chordata; Mammalia; Primates; Hylobatidae. Gene Ontology annotation, molecular function: DNA-binding transcription factor activity, RNA polymerase II-specific; RNA polymerase II cis-regulatory region sequence-specific DNA binding. Gene Ontology annotation, biological process: regulation of transcription by RNA polymerase II.